Molecule: messenger RNA, 807 nt
Organism: Prunus persica (peach)
Lineage: Eukaryota; Viridiplantae; Streptophyta; Magnoliopsida; Rosales; Rosaceae
Product: gibberellin-regulated protein 9
Exons: 4
Coding region: 100-441 (113 amino acids)
Source: RefSeq, a predicted model, not a curated record
AUAAAUAAAUAAUUUUAAUUUAACCCAAAACUAGUCUAUAAAAGACCUCCCUCUUCUUUGAACCUUAUCGUUUUAGGCACAAACAGAACACUUCACAAGAUGAAGCUCUUCACCAUUUUUCUUAUCACCGUUCUUCUCCUGCAGGCUUUUGCAGAGGCUUCAUCAUUGAGUGAUGCUGCAAAUUCUAUCACAAAGAUGGAGGAAGGAAAUUACGCAGUGGUAGCUCUUAGUAAGAAGGCGCAUCAUCUUCCCAAAAUCAAUUGCAACUAUGCAUGCUCGAGGAGAUGCAGGAAGGCAUCAAGAAAGAAGAUAUGCAAGCGAGCAUGCAAAUCUUGUUGCGAGAAAUGCCACUGCGUUCCACCAGGCACCUAUGGGAACAAGAAAGCAUGCCCAUGUUAUGCAAAACUCAAGACGCAUGGAAACAAGCCUAAGUGCCCUUAAUCACAAAAACAUGCCCACGUAAGCAUAUUUGAAUACAAUAAUACUAUUUGUAUCACAUUUUAUUGACGAUUUUGCUGAUCAUCUCUCUAAUAUAUAGUAGUGAGUCCUAUUAAUAUAUGUGGAACUCACCUUUAUUAUAGAAGUGGUUAGCAAUAUAUAAUCCGUAAAUGUGAUACAAAUAGCGUCACUCAUUUGAAUAUGUACACAUGCUUAAUUAUGGAAGGAUAAAGAGACAGCAGAACAUUCAAAUUUAUUUGAAUAUAUGCACCUUCUUAAUCAAUUGUAGUUGUUGCUGUUCGUUGAUCAUGAGUUUGUCUAUGUAUAAACUUACUAUUGAAUAAUAAUUAGUUGUAUUUUUGUUAGUCA